Molecule: messenger RNA, 2188 nt
Organism: Nymphaea colorata (pocket water lily)
Lineage: Eukaryota; Viridiplantae; Streptophyta; Magnoliopsida; Nymphaeales; Nymphaeaceae
Product: 4-alpha-glucanotransferase, chloroplastic/amyloplastic
Exons: 16
Coding region: 103-1830 (575 amino acids)
Biological process (GO): carbohydrate metabolic process
Molecular function (GO): 4-alpha-glucanotransferase activity
Source: RefSeq, a predicted model, not a curated record
UAAGCCGUCCAGAAACCCAAGGCAUGUGAAUUGCUCUCUCUAUCUCUCUCUUUCUCCCCCACACAUAUCUUCCCCGUCGCCAUUUUCUGUUGGUUGCAGAGAAUGGCUUUCUCCGUUCAUCAUCACUCUCUCUGCCCACUCCCAUCUUCCCCACCAGCCACCAAGCAACCCCAAUUCAGGAAAGGCCUCUCUCUUCUCCUAAAAACAGGGCGAGGAUUCAAACUGGCCGCUACGAGCAGCUCUUUGCGUGACGUCUCACAGUUCGCCGUGGGCGAGGACUUGCCGGCGGAUUACGGAGAGUGGUACCCCCGGAAGGAUCCUAAGGACCGCAGAAGGGCCGGCAUCUUGCUUCAUCCUAGCUCCCUGACGGGCCCCCAUGGCAUUGGCGAUCUCGGCUCCGAGGCGUUCCGCUUCUUGGAUUGGCUGCAUUCCACUGGUUGCUCGGUCUGGCAGGUACUCCCUCUUGUUCCACCGGGCAGGAAAGGUGGUGAAGAUGGGUCUCCGUAUGCAGGCCAGGAUGCAAACUGUGGUAAUACGCUUCUUAUUUCUCUGGAAGAACUUGUCAAGGAUGGGUUACUGAAGGAGGAAGAACUCCCAGAACCAAUGGAUGAAGAAUAUGUGCGAUUUGCAGAUGUUGCUGAUGUAAAAGAUCCAUUGAUUGCAAAGGCUGCAGAAAGGCUUGUUUUAGGUGAUGGAGAACUGAAAAAGCAAUUUGAAGCCUUCCGAAAAGCACCAGAAAUUUCAGGUUGGAUUGAGGAUGCAGCUCUUUUCGCAGCCAUUGACAAUACUCUCAAUACAUUGACUUGGUAUGAAUGGCCUGAACCUUUGAAGGAUCGUCAUCUUGUAGCCUUAGAAGAAAUUUACCAAACACACAAAAAAUUUAUAGAUAUAUUUAUCGCUCAGCAGUUUUUGUUUCAAAGGCAAUGGCAAGCAGUUCAUCAAUAUGCCAAAUCCAAAGGGAUUUCCAUCAUGGGCGACAUGCCAAUUUAUGUAGGUUACCAUAGUGCAGAUGUUUGGGCAAACAAAAGAAAAUUUUUGCUGAACAGGAAAGGAUUUCCUCUUCUUGUUAGUGGUGUGCCUCCUGAUGCAUUCAGUGAAACUGGCCAACUUUGGGGCAGUCCUUUAUAUGACUGGCAAGCAAUGGAAAAGGAUGGUUUCACUUGGUGGAUACAGCGAAUAGAGCGCGCAUAUGAUCUUUUUGAUGAAUUUCGGAUCGAUCAUUUUCGGGGAUUUGCUGGAUACUGGGCCGUUCCUUCUGAAGCCAAGAUUGCAUUGGCUGGAACCUGGAAGGCUGGACCAAGAGAAGCCUUAUUUGAAGCAAUAGCCAAUGCAAUUGGAGAUAUCAGUAUAAUUGCUGAAGACUUGGGGGUAAUCACCGAGGAUGUUGUUAAGUUGAGGAAAGCGAUUGGGGCUCCCGGAAUGGCUGUUCUUCAAUUUGCUUUUGGAAGUAGAUCAGAUAAUCCACACCUGCCUCAUAAUCAUGAAGUCAAUCAAGUUGUAUACACUGGAACUCAUGAUAAUGACACGGCUGUUGGCUGGUGGGAGAACUUGGGAGAAAAUGAGAAGUCAAACGUACGGAAAUACCUUCACCUAACUGAAGAGAGUCACAGCUCAUGGGCAUUAAUGGAAGCUGCUGUAUCAUCAGUUGCACGAACUGUCAUAAUACCCAUGCAAGAUGUCCUUGAACUUGAUAAUUCAGCAAGGAUGAAUACACCAGCCACACAGUUUGGGAACUGGCGCUGGAGGAUGAGCAGCUCAAGGAAUUUUGACAAAUUAGAAUCUGAAGCAAGGAAACUAAGUGAUAUGCUCUCAAUGUACAACAGGCUGUGAAAUGAACCUGUACUAUAGCCAGUUAAAGCUAAUAAUUCAGAACGUCCAACAUGCAUCUGUAGCAGCUGCUGUCACUUCUUUAAGCAACUUUGGAUUCCGGGUGAGCAGGGACCACUUCUUUGAGCUAUUUCCUUCCAGGGAUAUGCAUGCAGUUCAAGAAGUGAACUCAUUUUUGUAGAAUAAGAGUUUCCCUUCUCUGCCACGUUCUGCAUGUAAAAAUAAUUCAAGUGAAUGACUAAGAAGUCAUGAUAAGGUUAUUCCCUUGAACAUGAAUAAAUAUAUCUUGAUGAUGACCAGUUGAAUUAAGAUGGCCACACUUUGAUAUUGAUGCAAAGAAUGAGUCUUUUCUUCUUACUUU